Molecule: messenger RNA, 663 nt
Organism: Metarhizium acridum CQMa 102
Lineage: Eukaryota; Fungi; Ascomycota; Sordariomycetes; Hypocreales; Clavicipitaceae
Source: RefSeq, a predicted model, not a curated record
AUGGCUAUGCGGAUCCCCAGCCCCCUUGAGCCAAAAUCCGUCACCUCGUAUCUUCUCUCCGUCCUCGAGGCAUCCGACAACACACCGUACAUUGGCGAACCGAUAUCUCAGCUGCAACACUCGCUCCAGGCCGCAGACCAAGCGGCCUCUGCAUCGCCGCCCGUGGACGAGGCAACCCAAGUAGCAGCCCUUCUCCACGAUAUUGGUCAAUUCGUCCCCGGCAGGGACCUGAUCUCGCUGACUGGCGGCAAAGCCGAGAAUCUUGGCGGCGCGGCCGCAGGGGAGAGCGUGGGCCGGGUUGGCCAUGACACUUUGGGGGGCGAGUUUCUUCUUGCGCUUGGCUUUUCAUCCAAGGUGGCCCGUCUGGUUGCGUCGCACGUCGAGGCGAAGAGGUACCUGUGCGCAGUUGACAGCGGAUACUACGACAAGCUCUCGGACGCCUCGAAGAAAUCCCUGGCCUACCAAGGCGGCCCCAUGAGCGGCAAGGAGCUCGACGACUUUGGGAGCAGCCCGUGGUGCAAGGAGAUGUGUCAGCUGCGGGUUUGGGACGAUGAAGCCAAAGUGGAGGGUCUGCAGGUCAGAAGCUUGGAGAGUUGGCGACGCAUCAUUGAGCGUCAACUAGAAGAUCAAAGGCGCCUAGCAGAUGGAGAGACUGAAAUAUGA